GCGGACGUCACCACAGCCGUCAGCGUUUGCCGCAUCUUCAGACGCACUCUGGACCAGCCGCAAUCACAGCUGCAGGACCUCUCUGGACCAGCUCUAUUGCAGACUGCGCAACCACCAGACCACUGCGGCAAACAAGCCCAGCUGAGCCGAGCAGUAGCCAUGGCCGACCCCGAGAAGCAGGGACCCGCUGAGAGCCGCGCCGAGGACGAGGUAAUGGAAGGCGCCCAGGGUGGCGAAGAUGCCGCGACCGGUGACAGUGCCGCUGCUCCCGCGGCCGAGGAGCCCCAGGCCCCCGCGGAGAACGCGCCCAAGCCCAAAAAAGACUUUAUGGAGAGCUUGCCCAAUUCCGUGAAAUGCCGGGUUCUGGCGCUCAAAAAGCUGCAGAAGCGCUGCGAUAAGAUCGAGGCCAAGUUUGACAAGGAAUUCCAGGCUCUGGAGAAGAAGUACAACGAUAUCUACAAGCCCCUGCUCGCCAAGAUCCAGGAGCUCACCGGAGAGAUGGAGGGCUGCGCGUGGACCCUGGAGGGAGAGGAUGAUGAAGAUGACGAGGAAGAGGACGACGAGGAGGAGGAGGAGGAAGAAGAGGCUGCAGCUGGCGCAACUGGGGGUCCCAACUUCGCCAAGAAGUGAGCACAGCAAGCUGACAGGUGAUAAAUCCCCUGCCCCUUUUAUUUCCAAUGUCGGCAGACUUUAAAAGGCUCAGGAUUUGCCCAAAAUAAAAUGUGAAUCUAUUCUGACAUUCCUAAAAUUAAAUUGAAUCAAGUAGAUUCUGGCUAGCCCGUUUCUAAUCUGACUUUUAUUUGUGUAAAACAGAUGCUAAAAGACGUUUUUUAGAAAAAAAAAAAAGCCUAAUUAAACUUUUUUUUUUCUCCCUGCUCUUCUGUGAGAACUGGACUUGAGACUGUUGAAAGGUUGUCAGUUAGAUGGGAAUUAAAAGUGCGUCACACGUUGAAAUCCAUUCAUCACACUACACCAGAACAUCCAAGCUAAGACAGAACUCUUCUCAAUGCUUAAUUCUUCAGUUUCUUUACAUUUUCCAGCGCAGAGGAAAAGGAACCCAGGAACGACGUCAUCUUUAAGACUUUUGCUUUUGCAAACCCAGACAUCAGCUUUACACUCCAGAGGAGCCUUGGCAUGGAGCAAGCCUGGACUGACAGCAUUUACUGAUUAUGUGGCUAGGAAAACUGCCAUUUCAAGUUGUGAAAAAAUGUUUUAAAUAUUUGCAUUUACAGAAAGAACAUGGUUUCAAAAAUGAGGGUGUAUUCCAUGUAUAAUAUUGUCAACACGUGUUCAUCUGUUAUGGUCCCGUGUUACCUGUUUUCUUGGUAGUGUUUGUUUACAAAAUCGUAAAAAAUUACCCCAAAUGUUUUAAAGUGUUAAAUUACCUUAUAGCAUUUUAGAAAUAUAAUUUACUUGAAGAGAUGUAGAAUGUAGCAAUUCUGUAAAGCAUGUGUAUCCAGUGUUGCCUAGUUUGACCUUUGUGAAGUCUUUUUGUCUUGUAGCUUUUAGCAAGUAGCUGUGAAAACCAUCAGAACUCCUCAAUGAAGCUAAUGUUUGGAAAAAGUAUAUACUUGAAGAACAAACCCAAGUGUGUACCCCCAACCCCAGCUCAGAAAUAGAAAGGGUUUAAGUUUGCUUGUAUUAGCUGUGCCUUCAUUAUUUUGCUAUGUAAAUGUGACUUAAUAAAUGGUGCAAAAUUAAAUUUUAUUGCUUGAGGACAGACGGGCAUAAAGGAAGGGAAAAGACAUUUAAUGUAAAGGCCUCUAGCUUCUUUGUGGGUUUUGAGUUGUCUGUGAACCAAUGUUCUGUAAAGAAACACAAACUUAAAGUUGUUUACCACUGUGGUGUUAACAAAACAGUAUUUUCAAAAAUAAAAAAAUCCUUGUUAUUCUGA
Molecule: messenger RNA, 1894 nt
Organism: Mus musculus (house mouse)
Lineage: Eukaryota; Metazoa; Chordata; Mammalia; Rodentia; Muridae
Gene: Nap1l5
Product: nucleosome assembly protein 1-like 5
Exons: 1
Coding region: 160-630 (156 amino acids)
Biological process (GO): nucleosome assembly
Cellular component (GO): nucleus
Source: RefSeq, marked validated